Ruditapes philippinarum (Manila clam) is the source of this 1227-nucleotide messenger RNA. Its product is annotated as hexokinase-2-like. The record is from RefSeq and is a predicted model, not a curated record. The transcript is spliced from 6 exons. Gene Ontology annotation, molecular function: D-glucose binding; ATP binding; glucokinase activity. The coding region runs from base 146 to 661 and encodes 171 amino acids. Gene Ontology annotation, biological process: intracellular glucose homeostasis; glycolytic process; glucose 6-phosphate metabolic process. NCBI's taxonomy places the organism in Eukaryota, Metazoa, Mollusca, Bivalvia, Venerida, Veneridae. Gene Ontology annotation, cellular component: cytosol; mitochondrion.
UCAUUUAUCAUUAUGAAAUUUUUUUUUCCACUUAUAUGUUGCCUUGGAUACAAGAUGGAAUAAUUUUGGACUUGACAAAGAAUCUAUAGACUUUAUACGAUCCUCCUAUGACAGGGAAAUCUUUACAGAGACCAAACACUGUAACAUGGGGAUAGAGAGAAUGUUGUCAGGGAUGUUUAUUGGCGAGGUUGUUAGACAAGUUCUGCUGAAACUACACAAUGACUUGAUCAUAUUGAAAACAUGGCCGAAACAAUGGGAGAAAAUGUAUGGCCUCACCACAGAGCUUGUCUGUAGCAUACUCGAGAAAGAUCAGGAAAUAUCAGAACUAUUACAGAGCCAGGGUUUAACCAGUCCUACAGCAUUGGAAUGCAGGCUUAUUUAUCGUAUAUGUCAGAUGGUUGUAAUUAGGGCAGCUGAACUUGUUGCUGCAUUGUUAGCAUGCACUGUGGAUAGAGUAGAAGAUUCCAAGGUUGGCAUAGCAGUUGACGGGUCUGUUUAUAAAAACAUGGAACUGUUCAGAGAUGUACUGAAAGAAAAAACAAAAUCUCUAAUCAAACCAGGGACAGAUUGUUACUUUGUGCCUUGUGAAGAUGGUAGUGGCCUUGGAGCAGCAAUCGUAGCAUCUAUGGUGGAUAGAAAACUUCGUACACAGAAAAAUUAAUUGUGUCUUACCUAUACUACCUCUAGAGAGGAAAAAAUUGACAAAAACUGAGAAAAAUGGAGCAACCUACAGCUUGGACAGAUUUUGUUAUCUCAAGACAGAUAAUUAAUAUAGAUAGCCCACCCACAAAUUUGAGCUGUUUUCAAGGUUUACUCUAUGUUGGUAUAACAAUGUGGAACAUAAAAACCUUAACAUAAUUAUUCUGAAAAAAUAUAUUUUUGUUAAAUUAAAUCAGAGAAACAUGUAAAAAAAUGAUGUUGAUUGUUUAGUAAGUGAAUAACAAAGUUCAAAUUUUGACAAGUACGUGUAGUCUUCUCCGAUAUUCACAAUAUACUAUAUUCACAAUAUAUUGUGACCGAUAUUUUAUCUUCUACAGAAAUUAAUUGCUUAUACUUCAUUGUUAUAGAGAUAUUUACCAUUGUUAAGUAUACAUAUUGUUUAAGUAUUUUCAUUUUAAACUUCCAUUGCUCUUGAGGGACUGCCUGUUUUCGAGAAUUUUAUUCAUAUAAUUUUUUAGUGGAGAAAUGGUAAUAGAAAGUAUUAAUUUGAAUUUUAAAGUAACGUUU